Molecule: messenger RNA, 1864 nt
Organism: Marasmius oreades (fairy-ring Marasmius)
Lineage: Eukaryota; Fungi; Basidiomycota; Agaricomycetes; Agaricales; Marasmiaceae
Exons: 9
Coding region: 190-1695 (501 amino acids)
Biological process (GO): ammonium transmembrane transport
Cellular component (GO): plasma membrane
Molecular function (GO): ammonium channel activity
Source: RefSeq, a predicted model, not a curated record
UGGACGUUCACCUAUGAUAAGCCGCCGCCUUGGACGUACCACUUAUCUUUCCCAUCCCGCGGCCGCAUGGACUGUUACUCCUCCUUCAAGUUUUUCUCUUUACCACCACCUCCUUGGUGAAAUUUUCAGAACAUUGCUAUUCCAACAGAUCUCUACCCAGCGUCUGCAAUCCUCGGUGUCAGAGUCAUCAUGACUUCUAUUUCUCGUCGUGCUGGAGAGUAUGAUCGUGGCGAUAUCGGUUUCAUUAUCAUCGCAGGUGCUAUGGUCCUUGUGAUGGUACCAGGGCUCGCGUUUCUUUAUUCUGGUUUGGCACGGAGAAAGAGUGCCCUCUCGUUGAUUUGGGUGGUAAGUGCAGGAAAUGCCGUCGCCAUCUUCCAAUGGUUCUUCUGGGGUUAUUCUCUCGCGUUCUCGUCCUCCGCAACCAACGGAUACAUAGGCAACCUUCGAAACAUCGGCCUUCGUAAAGUCCUCGAUGAUCCUUCCCCCGGUUCAACGCUGUUACCAGAAAUUCUCUUCAGCUUCUUUCAGAUGGAGUUUGCUUGCGUCACCGUAGCUAUCUUGAUGGGUGGUAUUGCCGAACGUGGUCGUGUGUUCCCCGCUAUGGUCUUCACUUUUGUGUGGAUGACACUGGUUUAUUGUCCGUUGGCGUGCUGGGUAUGGGGAGCCAACGGAUGGGCAUUCAAGUGGGGCGUUCUUGACUUUGCAGGUGGUGGCCCUGUCGAAAUUGGCAGUGGUGUUGGCGGACUUGCCUUUUCUUGGGUUCUAGGACGUAGGCAAGAGAAAGAACUGAUUAAUUUCCGCCCUCACAACGUCUCCUUUGUGUCGCUGGGUACCUUCCUUCUAUGGUUUGGAUGGUUAGGAUUCAACGGUGGUAGUGCAUUUGGCGCGAAUAUUCGGGCUAUCUUUGCCAUCUGGAAUUCGAUGCUCGCAGCUUCAUUCGGCGGUAUGGUCUGGUGUCUCAUGGACUACAGAUAUGAACGUCGCUGGACCAUGGUCGGGUUCUGCUCUGGAACCAUUGCUGGUUUGGUCGCUGCCACUCCAUCAUGUGGAUUUGUUCACCCUUGGGCUUCCGUCGUUGUCGGUAUCCUAUCCGGUGGUCUCUGUAACUUGGCCACGAAAUUGAAAUUCGUGUUGCGCAUUGACGACGCCCUGGAUCUCUUCGCCGAACACGCUAUCGGAGGCAUCAUCGGCCUCCUCCUCAACGCAUUCUUUGCUGACGAUGCCAUCAUAUCUGCGGAUGGUAUCAGCACAGGUAUCCCUGGAGGUUUCAUGGACCAUAACUGGAAACAGCUGUAUAAACAAGUGGCGUACGUCGUCGCGACUUCCACAUAUACCUUUGUUAUCACUGCUGCGAUUGCGAAGGCCAUUGAUCUCAUUCCUGGAUUGCAAUUGAGAGGUAGCGUAGAGAGUGAAGUUCUGGGGUUGGAUGAAGUCGAGAUUGGAGAGUUCGCGACGGACUACAUCGAAAUCGGUCGUAGUUUCACCGAUGGAUUUGGUAUCCUCUCAGAACCCAACAUCCAACAACCACAUGUCGCAGCUGGAGACCGACAUGGACAUCCCGAAAACGAACUUCAUUGGCGUGCGACGCCGAAUGGACCUCGUCCAUCGAACGAAGAUAAGAAUGUGGAUCCCAAACAUCUCUCUUCUGUUAGUGAAAAGCCAUCAGCGGAGAGUAUGAGUGGGAACCAAGUCUAACACCUGGACUGCACUGAACGGACAUAGAAUUUAAAGUAAGGAACUACUAGUCAAUGAAUUUCCACGUUGGGGACAUGCCCACUCGAGAUUCUACAAGUGAAACUCUGUGUAAAGUGUAAUACGUGUUGGCAUAAGGCUUGGGAAUAGAUCUGCAUCACAUCAAAACAGG